Molecule: messenger RNA, 4430 nt
Organism: Dendronephthya gigantea
Lineage: Eukaryota; Metazoa; Cnidaria; Anthozoa; Malacalcyonacea; Nephtheidae
Product: sodium/potassium-transporting ATPase subunit beta-1-interacting protein 1-like
Exons: 11
Coding region: 3460-4068 (202 amino acids)
Biological process (GO): transmembrane transport; regulation of sodium ion transport
Cellular component (GO): plasma membrane
Molecular function (GO): water channel activity
Source: RefSeq, a predicted model, not a curated record
AAGUCGGUUUAAAAAAAGUUGAAGAGACGUUUUGUGUACGAGAGUUUGACAAGUAUUGAAGAGGCUGUGAUUUGUGAAGCGGAGAGGCCUAGUUAUAUAAUCCGUCUAACUAACGGCAAAAAGCUGGCUUUAUAAGGUGGCAUUAAAAUUUGUAAUAAUGCCUGAUUAGAGAUAUAUUGGGUUUUAACUUAUACGCGAUCUUUGCUAAAACCAUUAGCAAUCCUGUGUUCCUGGGGUUUGACUGGCGAUAAAACUAUAAAGCAACGAUUUUUGUACCACGCGUUUAAAAGGAAAGGCGACUCUCAUAUAGAAGCUAUGGUUAUGUAAUUCCUGUCUCGAAACUUAUGUAAAUAUAAGCUAAAGCGAUACACGGUUGUAAAUAUGGAUUUGUCGCGUUACGGGACCGGUGUUUUGGGCAGCACCAUUGCAGAGUUUGCGAGCAGUUUCUACUUUGUGUUUUGUUCUUGUGUCGCAACGACGCUUUGGCCAAAUCACACGGAAUCGUCAGUUCUUUUCAUCGCAGUUCUUUCUGGCCUCAUUCUAGCCGUGGUUUGUGAAUGCAGUUUGGAAAUUACUAAGGCUUGUGCAAAUCCAGUGGUGACAAUCGCCUUGUAUCUUACACAACGACUGGACAGACUUCGUUUUGUCUUCUUCAUUCCCGCUCAAAUUCUUGGAGGAGUCACUGGAGCGGCCUUUUAUCGCCUCGUUACUCCAAAGUCAAGUCGUGAUGAAACAAACAACAAGUCGGAAAUAUUUGAAAACGAUAUUGAACUCAUACAAGGCUUUGUGAUCGAAUUUCUGUUGGCAGUUUUGUUCAUAUUUGCCUUGUUUCACGUCCUUUUUUCACGAUGUGCAGAAUGUUGUGGAAGAAACGAUGGAAGCUCUUGGAAGAUUGGAAGCGUAUACACUCUUUGUGUCCUGAUUGAUUUUCCAUACACUGGUGGGGGCCUCAAUCCAUCGUUCCUGUUAGGACAGGCUAUUCUGAGAAAUCAUUGGGCCAACUACGACCGUGUGGAUCAUUGGGUAUACUGGACAGCGCCAAUCUUGGGCGGCGCAUUGGGCGGGAUUUUAUACGAGGUUUGGAAAUCAGCUGGCGAAUUGAAUGAUAUUGAACGAUAUAGUCAUUUCAAAAGAAUGGUUGCUUUGUUGUUCGUACUUGUUCUGGUCAUUACUUUUGCAAUUGUUGUAACCGUCGCUCUAUGAGUGCUGAGAAAUACUCAAUACUCGCAUGGAGAGAAUAACACCCCCCUGGCGAGUCAAAGAAUCAUUAGAAAGAUGCUGGUGAGCAGGGGGGGCACUGAUAGGAUUAUUUUGCGAAGGUGGCACACCGGCAGUCGGGUACUAAUAACUUUAUAUUUAAUAUUUAAUACAAUAUAAAUUACAGGUUUAAUUUUCACCAGGGGAGGAUCAUUUCAGGCAUGCUCGAUGGGGAGCAUGCGCGGUGUGGAAGGAAUUGACGAGAAUAACGUCUGUUGACACAAAACUUUAACACCACACAUGGUGGCAGUUUACCGCACAAAGCACACUCGUGUUUCAAAAGGACGUUGCUGUGCUUUUUAUGAGAUUUCCGACCACAAAUAUUCUGUUUAAAUGCUGUCUUUUUGGUCAUCUUUUCAUAUCAGCGCAUGUUUCAUAUCAUGCAUUUGCCUUUUAAACGUCCCUAUUUGUCACAAACAUCGCGUGCUAUGAUAAUUAGUGGCCAACUUCGCUGUAACCUGAUACGUUUCAUGUUUUUUUUUAUACGUCAGGGAUAUUGUAUUUAUCAUCAAAGAUUAUUUAAAUCUUAUCUUUUAGUAUUUAUUUAAGGGCUCUAAAACUUUGAGUAUAAACACUUCUGAGUUCUGCUGGUCUGGGAAUAUUUAGGUUUGCUCACCAGUGCACAUGACAAUGGUAAUCGUAUAUGAUAAUAUGAAUGUCUAGAAGUGGUUAGUUCACUCUUUUGAAUAAAAAACAGUUUUGAGGACUUCGUGAAUUACAAGACAGGCAGUGAAAGACGAGUGCUGUAUGGAAUCUAGACUAGAGGAAACCGUUUGCCUAGAAACAUCUAGACCUUAUGAGGGAAUGUUAGCAAAAGUCUGAAUGUCUGAUCCAGUUCAUUGACCUUCUAGUAGCAUUUCAUCUUUGUGCUAAUCAGAUAACGCUGUAUUCAGCGAUAGUUCCCUUUUAUGGCCGACAACAAUGAAGCGUGGUAGUUCAGAAUCAGACAAAGACGUCGAAGAAAUCUUUGUUGUCGUUUCAGCCUGGUAUGAAAGUCAGCGCUAGAAACAUCGAAGGAUUUCUCUUGGUAUUUUCAAGAGACUCUCUCCAAACUGAGAGAUGCACAAAAAUGGGCAUUACUGACGAGAGUUGCGUUCACAAAACUGUAUCAUCCUGAAAACGAUAAAUCGUUUUUGAAUUGCAUCCGUUGAGACGAUUUUGCGGUGACAUACGUUUAAGCUGUUGGACUAUUUAUAAUUAUAGGACAGAACAACUUGUCGGUUAAGUAGUUUAAAAUAAAAGGGACUUUUCGCGCAACCAUUUGGUAUGUGCGGAUUUCUCGUGGGUGUUCGGACAAUCAGACAAAGUGAUGUAUGCAGAUAUAACUUUGCAGUAUAGGUUUCCUGUUUGGGCAGGCCCUGAUCUGAAUACGAAAUGUUUACUGUUGGACCUCUAUAGCAGAAACAAACUGAUUGAUCUAUUGAGUUUGAACAAACUCAACAAAGUUAGUUUAGUUUAGGCAUUUUGUCCUGUAGUAACACUGGAUCAAUAAGAGAUUAUCCUUGCUGGACCUCUAGAAAGAGGUCAUCCUUGCUGGACCUCUAGGAAGAACAGUUUAGAGGUAAUGAAUCAAGCUAAGUCAGCUUAGGUGUCUCGUUCCUUGUUAGUUCGUCCAAUCAAAGAUGAACUUCACUGACCCGUCGUCUUGAAAGAACUGUUUUGUCUCUCGGCAAAACGCUUUGAAAAGUACCCUUUUUAGUUUGAUCCAAAUCUCACAGAAUAAUAUCCGCGUUCAUGCCCAAAACCGGGCUCGAAUAAAACGCUCCCAAAUCCGGUAGUGGGCGCUACUUCGUCCUUCGCAGAUUUAUCACCCUUUUAGCGCAAUGCGCGCGCUUUUAUUUGUAAUCGUUUAAUUACCUAAGUUGAUACCCUCGAUUAGCCAUAAUUAUAUUUAAUAAUGCAUUCUACGUAUUGAUGCUUUAUAAAUUAAGGUUAAAGCACUCAGAAACGUCUUGAAAAGUAAUCAAAGUUGUACUUUUGGCAACGAGAUUUGAAGAGUUGCCAUCGACAUGCCCUUUCCGCGCGCGCUCACCUCUGCUUCCGGUCAUUACCCAUAUAAGGAGUGUGUUACCUAAUAUGGCAUCCGAGAAUAAUUUCUAAUUUUAUGUAUUUUGGAUGUAUCAAGUUGUUUGACGAAUGUUUAGUUCAUAAAACUUCGUUUUCCCCCCUUUUUCUACCUAUGUGAACGAAAUCGCUACAAAUAUGGGUUGUUGCUCGGUGAGAAAGGCCAUAGGCGUGCUACAGAUAUUGCAAUUGAUUGCAACUAUCGAAAGACAGAUCUUCGAUUUUCUCGGAUUUAUGUGGGCGCCGAUUUUAGGAAAUUUUAUGCAUCUAUGUUUUGUUGUGAUCGGGUUGUUCGGCGUCCAUCAGUACAGAUCGAAGUAUGUUGUUACGUAUGGUGUCUGGUGUCUAGUUUGGCUUGGGUUAAAUCUUUUUGUCAUCUCCUUGUACUUAGAGAUUGGAGUGGUAACAUAUAUGGAUGAUUGGUUGAGCUUUAAAACCGAGCAUAUCAGUUGGUUUAAGGAGAAUGGCAUUGGUUGUAGCACACGUCAUGUCAAUCAAACUAUGAAUGGGGCAAAGAAAAUGCCGGUCACAUCAGGGUGUGUUCUUCAGUUUGAGUAUGUGGAGACAAUUCAAGCUGGCAUCCAGUGCAUGUUAUCAAUUUUAGCAUUUCCAUUAGCCUUCUUCCUGGCAAAAAACCUGCAUGAAGAGGAUGACAGAUUUGAUUUUAUUGGUGGUUUUGACUCCCAUUCUGCAUACGAGCCACCAUCAAAAUCAUCCAAACUGCGUAUGGAACCAUUACAAUCAUAACCAGGCGAAUUUAGCCAAAGAAAAGAAGAGUAAUACACCCAACUUUGUGGUAGAUGUAUCCUUGCUGAAAUCUGUCUCAAUUGUAAAAUUGAAGGUUAUUAAUCUGAACAAAAAACAGGCCAUUUCAAGACGAAACUAUAGGAGAUAUAAUGCUAUGAAAUUAAACUUCAGUCUGUAAAAAAAUUUUGAUCCUGCUAGGACCGAGAUUUCUAAAUUUUUAACUCUGUUGUACUUUUGAAAAUAUGAACAGUUGGUCCAAUGCUCCAGUAAAUUCUAUUAAAGCGCGUCUUGCAACGAAAUUUAGGGCAGAGAGUUGUGUUGCCAAGGAUCACUGCAUAUCAAAAAGCAUCGUAAAAAUUACG